Molecule: messenger RNA, 2474 nt
Organism: Cynara cardunculus var. scolymus (artichoke)
Lineage: Eukaryota; Viridiplantae; Streptophyta; Magnoliopsida; Asterales; Asteraceae
Product: chloride channel protein CLC-a-like
Exons: 6
Coding region: 87-2459 (790 amino acids)
Biological process (GO): chloride transport; transmembrane transport
Cellular component (GO): intracellular membrane-bounded organelle; plant-type vacuole membrane
Molecular function (GO): voltage-gated chloride channel activity; nitrate:proton symporter activity
Source: RefSeq, a predicted model, not a curated record
GUGUGUGUAUAUAUAUAUAUAUAUAUGUAGAGAGAGAGAGAGAGAUUACUUUGUUUACAGCAGAGGAGGACUAGUGAUUACCAAGAAUGCGAACUGCAUUUGAUCGAAUGGAAGAAGAAUCAGACCAAUUGGCAGAGACAACUACCUACAAUAUGGAAGAACAAACAGAACCACAAGAAAGUGAGCCAAAGAGCAAUUCCAUUCAUCAGCCAUUCCUCGAGAAAAAUCAGACCCUUUCUUCCAUUCCACUGGCCAUGAUUGGGGCCAAAGUUUCUCAUAUCGAAAGCUUGGACUACGAGAUCAAUGAAAAUGAUCUUUUCAAGCAUGACUGGAGAAGCAGAUCACGAGUCCAAAUAAUGCAGUAUACAUUAUUGAAAUGGUUACAGGCUUUACUAGUUGGGCUUCUAACUGGUAUCACAGCCACUCUCAUCAAUCUUGCAGUUACGAACAUUGCAGGCUACAAACUCCUGGCUGUCUUCCACUACAUAAAGAAAAAGAGAUACAUGAUGGGGUUCUUCUUCAUGACUGGGGUUAACUUACUAUUGACACUGGUUGCUACUAUUUUGUGUGUGUUCUUUGCUCCUACUGCAGCUGGGCCUGGUGUUCCUGAAAUCAAAGCUUAUCUUAAUGGGAUAGACACCCCUGGAAUGUAUGACGCUACAACAUUGUUCGUAAAGAUCAUUGGAAGCAUAGGAGCUGUCUCUGCAGGCCUGGACUUAGGGAAAGAAGGGCCACUGAUUCACAUUGGUGCCUGUAUUGCUUCAUUAGUAGGCCAAGGUGGGCCAGACAAUUACCAAAUUAAAUGGCGUUGGAUCCGUUACUUCAACAAUGACAGAGACCGCCGAGAUAUCAUCACUUAUGGAGCCUCUUCGGGGGUAUGUGCUGCCUUUCAUGCACCAGUGGGUGGUGUCUUGUUUUCACUUGAGGAGGUGGCAACAUGGUGGAGAAGUGCUCUUCUGUGGAGAACUUUUUUCACCACAGCCAUUGUGGUUGUAGUGCUUAGAGCUUCCAUGGAGUAUUGUGAAGCUGGAGGCUGCGGACUUUUUGGAGAAGGGGGACUGAUCAUGUUUGACGUCAGCGGAGUUCCAGUGACGUAUCAUUUUGUUGACCUCAUCCCCAUCACUUUAAUAGGAAUUAUUGGGGGAGUUUUAGGAAGCCUUUACAACUACCUCCUUCACAAGGUCCUCAGAGUCUACAGUCUCAUUAACGAGAAAGGAAGAUUAGCCAAGAUAUUACUAAGUCUCACAGUUGCAUUAUUUACCUCUGCAUGCCAAUACGGACUACCAUUCCUUGUAAGCUGCAAGCCCUGUGAUCCAUCCCUUUAUUCUAAAUGUCCUAAUACAGGAAGGGUGGGGAAUUUCAAGCAAUUCAACUGUCCAAAAGGACACUACAAUGAUCUAGCUACUCUCCUCCUCACAACCAAUGAUGAUGCUGUAAACAAUAUCUUCUCCAUCAACACUUCCACAGAAUACCAAACAAUCUCCCUCGUCAUUUUCUUCAUGCUUUAUUGCAUACUGGGUCUCAUCACAUUCGGCAUUGCAGUUCCAUCUGGCCUUUUCCUCCCUAUCCUCCUUAUGGGCUCAUCCUACGGCCGCAUGGUUGGUAUUGCAAUGGAGCCAUACUCAAAGAUGGACCAAGGUCUCUAUGCUGUUUUGGGUGCAGCUUCCUUGAUGGCAGGUUCAAUGAGGAUGACCGUUUCCGUUUGUGUCAUAUUUCUUGAAUUAACCAACAAUCUUCUUCUACUACCCAUAACCAUGUUUGUCCUUCUAAUUGCCAAAAGUGUUGGAGAUUGCUUCAACCCAAGCAUCUAUGAGAUCAUACUAGAUCUGAAAGGGCUGCCUUUCUUGGAAGCGCACCCUAAACCAUGGAUGAGAAACAUCACUGUAGGUGACCUAGCUGCAGUUAAGCCACCAGUAGUCACCCUUUCUGGGAUCGAGAAAGUGAGCCGCAUAGUGGAUGUUUUGCGAAACACCACACACAAUGGUUUCCCUGUAGUAUACAAUACAGUUGUGCCCCAUGUUGGUCAGGUAACUGAAGUGCAUGGACUUGUUUUACGAGCUCACCUUUUGUUGGUGCUGAAGAAAAAAUGGCUUUUACAAGAGAGGAGGAGAACAGAAGAGUGGGAAAUUAGAGAAAGAAUUAGCUGUGUUGAUGCGGCAGAAAGGUGGGGAAAUAUCAAGGAGGUGACUCUGACAAAGGAAGAAACGGAAAUGUACGUGGACUUGCAUCCACUUACCAACACAACUCCUCAUACCGUGGUUGAGACCAUGUCAGUUGCGAAGGCUAUGGUGCAAUUCAGGGAGGUGGGGCUCCGCCAUAUGCUCGUCUUACCAAAGUACUCAGGACCAGCAGUGCCACCACUGGUGGGGAUCUUGACCAGGCAAGACUUGAGAGCCCACAACAUUUUGAGUGCUUUUCCAAAUCUGGAAAAAUCCCAUGCAGGUAGAAAAAGACACUGAAUCUCAAUGGAGAAA